Gavia stellata (red-throated loon) is the source of this 992-nucleotide messenger RNA. RefSeq names its product tRNA-histidine guanylyltransferase 1 like (gene THG1L). The coding region runs from base 1 to 897 and encodes 298 amino acids. The record is from RefSeq and is a predicted model, not a curated record. Gene Ontology annotation, molecular function: tRNA guanylyltransferase activity; magnesium ion binding. Gene Ontology annotation, biological process: tRNA modification. Lineage: Eukaryota; Metazoa; Chordata; Aves; Gaviiformes; Gaviidae. The transcript is spliced from 6 exons.
AUGCUGGGGUGCUGGCGGGCUGCCUCAGCCAUCUCUGCGGGGAGCGGGUGGCGGGCGGGCUGUGUGCGGGGCCGCCGCCGCCUCUCCAUGGCGAAAAGCAAGUUCGAGUAUGUGCGGGACUUUGAGGCGGACGACACCUGUCUGCCCAACUGCUGGAUAGUGGUCCGGCUGGACGGCCGCAACUUCCACAGGUUUUCUGAGCAGCAUGAGUUCAAAAAACCAAAUGAUGACCGUGCGCUUCAUCUGAUGACCAAGUGUGCCCAGACAGUGAUGCAAGAAUUGGAGGAUAUUGCUAUUGCUUAUGGACAGAGUGAUGAAUAUAGUUUUGUUUUCAAAAAGAAGAGUAGAUGGUUUAAAAGAAGAGCAAGUAAGUUCAUGACUCAUGUGGUCUCCCAGUUUGCCUCAAGUUACGUUUUCUAUUGGAAGGAUUACUUUAAGGACCAGCAACUUCUGUACCCACCAGGAUUUGACGGACGAAUUGUGUUGUAUCCCAGCAACCAAAAUUUAAAGGACUACCUCAGCUGGAGACAAGCAGAUUGCCAUAUUAAUAAUCUUUAUAAUACAGUGUUUUGGAUGCUUGUACAGCGAAGUGGUUUGACACCAGUGCAAGCACAGGAUAGACUCCAGGGAACUUUGGCUGGAGAUAAGAAUGAAAUCUUAUUUUCUGAAUUCAACAUAAACUACAACAAUGAACCUUUGAUGUAUAGAAAAGGGACUGUCUUAAUAUGGCAGAAGAUUAAUGAAGUCAUGACUAAGAAAAUAAAACUGCCAAAGGAAAAGGAAGAAAAGGAAGUUCAAGUGACCCGGACUAGGACUAAAGUUGUUCCCCUGCACUGUGACAUUAUUGGGGACCAGUUCUGGGAGGAAUAUCCUGAGAUUCUGGCUGAGGAUAGUUGAUAUCUCCGAUGAGUAUAACUGGUAGUUGACAUUUUGCUCUGCUUGGGUUGUUGGCAAGUGAGGAGUAUGAAUGGUGGCUGGCAGACUUUAACCUG